Molecule: messenger RNA, 5862 nt
Organism: Scatophagus argus
Lineage: Eukaryota; Metazoa; Chordata; Actinopteri; Scatophagidae
Gene: bcl9l
Product: bcl9 like
Exons: 9
Coding region: 871-5376 (1501 amino acids)
Biological process (GO): positive regulation of transcription by RNA polymerase II; canonical Wnt signaling pathway; negative regulation of transforming growth factor beta receptor signaling pathway
Cellular component (GO): beta-catenin-TCF complex
Molecular function (GO): transcription coactivator activity; beta-catenin binding
Source: RefSeq, a predicted model, not a curated record
CUCCUAAGAAUCUGAAGUCAUCCUCCUCUGCUGGAUGGUGUCCAUUAGAAACGUGAACUGAGCCGCAGAGGAGGGUGACUUGAUGGAUUAGAUCGACCUGAUGAGGAGGCAAUAAAACAUGUAAUAUCUGCUAUUUGAGUGGUUCACUGAUUCCCCCGCGUUUCAGCAAAGGCAGCCUGCAUGCGUUUGAAGUCUGACAGCGUUUCAUUUCAGAUGGAGUCGACAUCACCGUGAUGUUGAAAAUAUUAUAAAUGUUAGUAUGAUCAUUUUGAAGAGAGUGAAAAAAAAUCCCACUCUCAGGCAGCGCAGGAGUCCAGUGUGACAUAUCAGUACAGUGACAUACGGAUGCCCGUGUGGCCACACUAAUUAUUGUCAGCGGCUGGGAGUGAUAUGGACUCGCAGAGAAAUGCAACGUCCUGCCCUUCUACAUCUUGAAUAGUGGGAGUCAUGAACCGCUGCAAGGUGACGCGUCCUCUGAUUUCAAACGAAACUUCGAACUAGACUCGCCGUGUUAUUUUAUCGCCAUCUGAACCUCCGUCAAACUGCACCAGCAGUCCUUUCUUAUCAAACAUCGGGAUCGGGGACCAUCUUGCGCAGUGGUACGGCGAACGGAGCAAGCGGUGGCGGCGGCGGCGGCGGCGGCCACUCCGGGGAAUGUCGACUGGCCGUCAGUCCUGACAUCGGCCUCUUCUGAUCUCACACACCAGGUCCAUGUUUGGUUAGUGAAGUGUCCAGGAGAACAACAUGACACUGUUUCAGUUGAGCAUCUGGGUGAGAUGAGUGUCGCCUGUUAGCAAUGUGAGCUCCACUGACAAAACAGGCCCAUCUAUUCUCCAUACCAGACCUCCAUCUCAAUCACCAGCCAAUCAAAUGCACCAAGACAAUAAACUGGCCAAUCAUGGCAAGCAGGUCACCAGUGACAGCCGAUCGCAGAUACCCAGUAUAAACCAGCAGGCUCAGCAGCAGCAGGGAGCUGCUAGCCUUCUGGGUCCAAAGGGUGUCAGUGCCGGGAGCCAUGGAGUCAAAACCAACCAGAUUUCCCCCAGCAACCCUGGCCUGAAGACUGUCAGCCAAUCUGUGAGCAGCGUCGCAGGGAUGCUGAAAACCAAGUCCAAGCGGGAGCGGAGCAUCUCCAUUGACUCUGGUGAAUCGAGAAAUGCCAUUCCUCCUGCCGUGGAGACAGAUGCCAAAGGAGAGGGUGUUAUGCGCAGUAAGAGGCGCUGUGUUCUGGAGAAGAAACAGCCAUACAGCGGCGAUGAAUGGUGCUCUGGACCUGACACAGAGGAAGAUGAAGACAAGCCUCGCAGUGCGACCCACCGAGAGCGUGGGCUGACGGGUUCUUUCCAGGGUCUCUCUGAUCGCCUGUCAGCAGGGCCCUUGUCUGAACCUGGGGGUCCUGUAAUUGUAUGUGGUGUGGGACCAGGCCUAAAGACAGAGCCAGCUCAGUCUUCACAGCAAGUGGUGUAUGUUUUCACAACCAGCCUUGCCAACAGUGCUGCAGAGGCAGUAAUGAAAGGACAGACCGAUUCCAUCCUCCUGUUUCACCAGCAAAAUGUUCCACGCACCAAGUUGGGCCAGGGCCAUCCAUCAGGGAAGCCUCCUAACCUUUCUGAGAAGGUAAACUCAAGCAGCUCUCCACCCACCGGCACCCCUAAAUCCCAAAGUGGAACUCCUCGGCCAGCCUCGGCAGGAGUUGGAGGCUCAUUGCAUCCUGCAGGGACACCAACAUCAACAGGACACUCUGAUAGUGAAUCCUCCCAGACCAGACCCAGCGGAGCCUCCAGCAAUAGCAUCAUCAUUGCCCAUAGAUCAGAGGGAGCAAGUGCAGUCACUUCUGCAGGCCCAGUCCCAGGAAAUGGAAAUGGUGCUACUCUUUCUCCCUCAGGGAGUCCCUCCAUCCUAUCUGCACACCUACAGAGUGACACAGGCCAGAGGAGUGGCCCAGGAAACUCAGAUGGCCUUUCCAAAGAGCAGCUGGAACAUAGGGAGCGCUCUUUACAGACGCUGAGAGAUAUAGAGAGGUUGCUUCUGCGAAGUGGGGCAGGUGGUGGCCCUGCAGAUACAGGAGGCUCCAAUAACAAUGCCAGUAAUAACUCAUCCAACCUAAAUAAUAAUAACAAUACUGAUAGGAGUAGUAUUCUCGAAGACAGUGAUAAUGGUACUAAUAACUCUGGAAAUUGUGGUAGUGGUAAUAUGCUACAAUCAACCUUGGCUCCAAUUGCAGAGAUGAAGAGGUACGAAGAACCCCUCCAGUCCAUCAUUUCCCAAACGCAGUCUCUUGGUGGACCUGCCCUUGACAGCCCUCAAAUGGACUCUCACCAUAACCUACCACAACACCCUCAUCACCAGCUGUCUUCACCUGGGGUCGACAUGGGACCCUUACUUGGACCAGAAGGGCUGACUCCUGAGCAAAUGGCAUGGAGGAAACUUCAAGAAGAGUACUACUUAGAGAAGAGGCGACAACAGGAAAUACAACCCCACACACAUCCCCAGCACUUUAGAAUGAUGAGCGAGAUGGGCAUGCAUGGAGGUCCUAUGAUGAUGAGAGGACCCCCUCCUCCAUACCACAGCAAGCCUGGAGACCAGCAGUGGGGUCCUGGCAAUGUGAUGGGGGGAGGAAUGGGUGGAAAUGCACGAAUGAUAGACAUGCACCAAGAUGGACCCCGUGGCCCAAGGUUCCUUGGACAGAUGCAAAGAGGGCCACCUGGGGGAGGCGGUUUUCCUAAUAGUACAGGGGGAGUUUUAACAGUGGAGGGCCUAGGACCCCAAAGACCUCCCAGGCCAGGCAUGAUUUGGCUGGAUGAUAUGCCAAACAAUAUAGGAGUUGGUGGUCCCUUUCAUGGCUGCUAUCCUGGUGGACCACCACAGCACUUGCAAGGUGACCCAGAGCAUCCCUUAACACAUGAGGAAAUGUUUCGCAUCAUGGAGAAACGGCAGAUGCAGGGGCUUUCCAGGUUUGAACUUGACCGAUUAGCUAAAUCGCAGCAACAGGGAAAUCUUGGCUCAAGAAUUAUGGAUAAUCCUGGGGGACCUGAGUUUGCUAAUUUGGGAAUGGGCCAGGGUCCUCCCUCCUCUCGAGGUGAUCCUAUGGACUUUCCUGGCUCACGGGAGAUUAUGGGCUCUCCUGGAGGGGGUCCUCCGAUGAGAGACUUAGUAGAUUCUCCCCUGGGGAGCAACCUCACGAUGACCAUGAACCCACAGAUGAAUGUUCAGCAGCAACAGCAGAUGAUGCUAUCUCAGAAGCUCCGUGGAGGUCCUUCAGGCGGGGGGCCUUUAGGUGAAAUGUUUAGCCCUGGAGAGAUUUCACGAAUCAGGGCUUUGCAAAAUGGAAGAGGAGGAAAUAAGGGAAUGGUCCCAGGACCCGAUGGCCCUUUUCAGUUUCCCAAUCAAGGUCCAUUCUCUGGAGGACAGGUGGAAGGGCCCUAUCUUCAACAACAAGGCCCCGAGAUGUUUGGGCCGGAGCAACAAGGUCCUAAUCAAAUGGGAGGUACAUCGCGGCUUAGUCAUAUGCCUAUGACUGCAGGCCUCAGAGGAGGAGACCUUAGUCCUAGGCACCCUUCUGACCUGUCAAUCAACGUUAACCCUCUGACUUCUCCUUCAGUGCCUCCUUCUCAUCAGCUCAAGUCUCCAUCCCUCAACCAAGAGCCAUCUCCUCUUCUACCUUCCCCCUCUGCGCCAGGACUGAAGUCACCCUCACAGAUCACCUCUGCAGGACAUCAUCCCCCUCUGCCCCCUGUUUCUGGUGCUGGGACUCCUUCCUCUUCUUCCAUGAAGUCUCCCCAGGUAAUGGGGUCUUCCAAUCUUGUGUUGCACUCUCCAUCUGCCUCUCCUGGACGACUAAAAUCCCCAGCCAUGCCUGUUGGCUCUCCAGGAUGGGCGUCUCCUAAAACCACUCUUCCAAGUCCAGGUGGUCCACCGAGUGGUAAGAUAGUAAGCAACGGAGGAAGUAGUUCCACUGAGACAGGCCAAUCACUUCCCCAGAGGAGUUCCAACUCUACCCCCAUUAGCCAACCAGGAUCUAUGAAUCCUAGUAUGCCAUUUACUUCCUCCCCCAGUGCCCUUCCAUCUCAGAAUCCUUUAUCUCUCAUCAUGUCUCAGAUGUCCAAGUAUGCCAUGCCCAGUUCUACUCCUCUCUACCAUGAUGCAAUCAAAACGAUUGCCACUUCUGAUGAUGAGAUCCUGCCAGAUCGACCUCUUCUAUCUGGUGUCAGCAUUGGAGGAAACAUGGGGAACCCCCAGACCUCCCAGAUACUUGUCUCCCAGGGUUCUGUUGGUCCCCACAGUAAUCCACAAAGCCCCAUGGGUAUUGUAAGCCAAGGUCAGCAGCACCUGUCUCAUGAGGCCUCAGGACCUGUGCUUUCUUCCCCAAACCACAUGGGCAUGCCUGCUAUGAAUUCUGCUGUGAUGGGAGGAGGUGGACCUGAUGGAAUGGGGCCCUGCAAUGUUUCGCCUAUUUCUCAGAACCAGAUAGCAGGUUUUCCUCGCAUUCAGCAGCCUCCUCAUGGUCCCAUGCACUCACCUGUUGGAGGAAUGUCACAGAAUUUCUCUCAGCACAAUGAGGAUAUUCUGCCACCCCAGCAAUUACACCUGCUUAGCAAAGGUCAUCCUCUUCAACGCUCCUCUCUUCCCUCAGACUCAUUCGCCUCUUUGCCCAUGGGGGAUGGCCCAGAUCUAAGUGAAGUCAUACGACCCACUCACACAGGCAUCCCUGAGUUUGAUCUCUCCCGCAUCAUUCCUUCUGAUAAGCCCAGUAGCACUCUUCAGUAUUUCCCAAAGAGUGAGCCACAACCUGUUCCACAGCAGCUCCUUAAACAGCUGUCUUCUACUGGCCCUCCACACAGCAGUGGCCCUUCAUCCAACCCCCACUUAGCAAACUUACAUAUGAUGGCUGAACAGCAGCUGCCACCUCACCCCUCACAUGGUGGAAUACGCCAAAGCAUGGGCAUUCCUCAGGGGGGCUCUAGAGGCAUGGUUUCUGGUGGGAGCAUGGGGCCCAUGUGUCCCCCUGGACACAUGAUGGGAAGGACAGGCAUGGUGCCCCAGCAGCAACUCCAGCAGCAGCAAGCCAUGAUGGCAAACAGCCUUCUCCACCAUCCUUCCAGUCCAUACCCUGGCAUGAUGUCCUCCCAGCAGCACCCACACAAUCUGAUGGCACAGCAGAACAUUAUGAUGAUGCAGGCUAAGCAGCGAAGCAUGUCAGUUCCAGGGGAUCCUUUUGGCCCCCAGGGUCCUCUAAUGUCCCCUCAGGCUCCCAUGAUGGCCCCUUCCCACCCACAUUCUGGUAUGAUGGGGCCCCAGUCUCUCAGACAGCGUGGAAUGUCUCUGGACAGUCCCAUUGGCUAUGGCCCUGGAGGUAUGGCCAAUAUGCCAUUCUGAUCCAGCUCAUAUAAACUGUAAAGAAAAAUCAUGUUUCUACUAGGUUACCUUCCCAUUGUGUCUAAGUUUUUGCAUUAAUGUUAUUCUUGCAGUUGUUUGAAAAGGGGAACUGUAAAAAACAAUAAAUCAGUGAUAAACUUCAAAUUUUGGAUUACAACUGAUAGAAAAUAUUUAAAAGCACUGUAACACAAUUCAAUAACAAUCUGAAGCCAUUUUCUAAAAUACUGUAAAAUAUGUAUAUUUCAAAGAUGUGUGUAUUUGUUGUGGGAACAGAAUGGCAGUCAGGAGAGGAGUGCCUCAAAUUUCUAUUUGUUUUAACAUCAUUGAUUUAUUUUCUCCAGCUGUUGUGCAAAGGAAUUAUAUCUGUCGAAAGAUAGAUAUAUAUAAACAAACGCUGUAUAUAAGAUGCAAUUUGUGGUUGUUUGCAGUUGUUCUGUAUAACUGUGUUUUAAUAGAAGUCUAAAAAUAUAAUAAUAAUGAUCUCUA